GGAGCGCCGGCCGCAAUCGCAGAGAGCGAGCGAGGGAAGGCGCCCGCCCCGCACUUCGCCGCUUUCGGCGGGGAAUCGCCCGGGACACCCGCCGGCAGACCCACACCGGCCGCCGCCGCCGCGCCAUGGCGCUCGCAAGGCAAGUGCUUUGUCUCUCUGCUUUCCUGUCGCUGCCGCUCGCUCGCGCCGAGCCCAUCCGCUACUCCGUAGCCGAGGAGGCGGAAAGCGGCUCCCUGGUGGGCAAGCUGGCGGAGGAUGCGGGGCUGACGCCGGCGCAGCUCUCGGCUCGCCGCGCCCGCCUGGUCUCGGAGGACGGCCGGCAGCAUUUUCGCUUCGAGCGCGCCUCCGGCCGCCUCGUCGUGGCGGGGAGGCUGGACCGGGAGGAGCUGUGCGGCCAGUCCGCCACCUGCAUGCUCCCCUUCGAGCUGCUGCUCUCCAGCCCCCUGCAGUUCUUUCGGGUCGAGGUGGCUCUCGAGGACAUCAAUGACCAUUCUCCCGUCUUCCCCGAGGAUCGACUCACUUUUAAGAUCCCUGAAACAAGCGAAUCGGGAUCACAUUUCCCGUUGGAGGAGGCUCAGGAUCUCGAUAUUGGCAGCAACACAGUUCAGGCGUACAGCAUCUCUCCCGAGAACGAGUACUUUAGUGUCUCCUAUGGGACUGGGAUUACUGGCAAGAAGUAUCUUGAAUCUGUUUUAGAAAAGCCACUAGACAGGGAGAAGCAGGCAGAGAUGGAUUUAACUCUCAUUGCUGUAGAUGGAGGCUCUCCUCCCAGGAGUGGGGCCACCGAAAUCCAUGUUGUCAUUCUAGAUGUAAAUGACAAUGCCCCUAUAUUCACACAGGAAGAGUACAAAGGACAGAUUCUGGAGAACAUGCCAGAAGGCUCUGUGGUACUGACUGUGCUAGCAAGUGAUAAGGAUGCAGGAGUUAAUGGGGACAUUUCCUAUCAACUCAUCCAAGCACUAGGUCAGAGUGACUCAGCGUUUGUGAUUGAUCCCAAAACGGGUGAAAUUAAACUCACAAAGCCUCUGGACUUCGAGGCAGCAGAGCAUCAUGAACUCCUGGUGAGGGCCACAGAUGGAGGGGGCCUGUCAGCAAUCUGCAAAGUGUUGGUGGAGGUGGUGGAUGUGAAUGACAACGCCCCAGAGCUGGUGGUCAGUUCCUUCAGCAGUCCCCUCCCGGAGAACACAGUGCCCGGCACGGUGGUUGCCCUGUUUACGGUCAGGGACCGGGAUUCUGGUGCCAACGGGAAGAUCUCCUGUGCCCUGGAGGAUCAGCUCUCCUUCUCCCUGCGGCCAGCCUAUAAGAAUUACUAUGAGCUGGUGACAGUGAGCGCGCUGGACCGCGAGGAGACGCCUCAGUACAUCCUCAGUGUCACGGCAGCAGAUGCGGGCUCGCCUCCUCUCACCAGCACGCAGACCUUCACCGUGGACAUCUCGGAUGUCAAUGACAACGCGCCCGUCUUCAACCAGACCUCCUACAGCAUGUACGUGCGUGAGAACAGCGUGCCCACGGUGUUUGUGGGAGCCGUGAGCGCUGCAGACGCUGACGUGGGGCUCAAUGCCAAGGUGACCUAUUCCCUGGCCCCAGAGCAAGGGGCAGGGCGGGCCUGGUGCUCCUGCAUCUCUGUGGACUCGGAGAAGGGACACGUGUUUGUGCUGCGGCCCCUGGACUACGAGCACUUGAGGCAGACCGAGGUGACGGUCAGUGCCUCUGACGCGGGCUCUCCUCCCCUGAGAGCCAACGUCAGCGUGCGCCUGGUCGUGCUGGACGAGAACGACAACGCCCCGCUCGUGCUCUACCCAGCCCAGGACGGCAGCCCGGCCUCCAGUGAGCUGGUGCCCGUGUCGGCCGAGGCGGGCUACCUCAUCAGCAAAGUGGUGGCCGUCGAUGCCGACUCGGGGCAGAACUCCUGGCUCUCGUACCACCUGCUGAGGGCCAGCGACCCAGGGCUGUUUUCCGUGGGCCUCCAAAGCGGGGAGGUGCGUCUGAGGAGGCCGGUGACAGAGAGAGACAGCGUGAAGCAGAAGCUCGUUGUCCUGGUCAGAGACAACGGCAAGCCCCCGCUGUCAGCCACGGCAGCUCUGAGCGCUCUGCUGCUCAAGGACUUCUCAGACGUGCGCCUGCCGCACAGCAGCCCGGCCACCGAGGAUCAGGGCGGCUCCCUGACCACCUACUUGAUCAUUUCCCUGGUCUUUGUCUCACUGCUCUUCCUCAUCUCCACCGCAGUCUUGGUCGCUCGCAAGGCGUGCAGGAGGAAGGAGCUGAAGGCUGGCCCUGUGCUUUAUGCUGCCGACACCUUGCAGAGCGGCCUGGCCGAUGCAGCCGCUGCAGGGACCCUGCCCCGCGCCUAUUGCUACGAGAUCAGCCUGACCACGGGCUCGGGCAACAGCGAGUUCAAAUUCCUCAAGCCCAUCCUGCCCAGCCUGCCCCCUCAGCACUGCGCCGUGGGCCAGGGCCCGGAUGAGGAACAGGAUUUCCCCAGUGUCCCUGUCAGCACCGAGGACAUGGCCCCAGGCAAUGCUGGGGCUCUCUCUGCGGGACAGUUCAACGCUCUUUCCUUUAACUACCCGGAAACAAGCGACCCCGGCUCUCGUUUCCCUUUGGAAGGUGCUCAGGAUCUCGAUAUUGGCAGCAAUACAGUACAGAAGUACAAAAUUGCUCCCGAAAAUGAGUAUUUCAGUGUCUCCUAUGGGAGUCGUACUGAGGAUGACAAAUAUGUAGAACUUGUUUUGGAAAAGCCACUAGACAGAGAGGAUCAGGCAGAGAUGGGUUUCAGUGUCAUUGCUGUGGAUGGGGGCUUUCCUCCUAGAAGUGGGACCAUCGAGAUCUCUGUUAUCAUUCUAGAUGUGAAUGACAAUGCUCCCUUAUUCACACAAGAGCGUUAUAUUGCAAAGGUUCUGGAGAACAUGCCAGAAGGCUCUGUGGUUCUGACUGUGUUGGCAACUGAUCCGGAUGCAGGAGUUAAUGGGGACAUCUCAUAUCAACUCAUUGAAGUGGUUGGUCACAGUGAGUCAGCAUUUGUGAUUGAUCCCAUAGCUGGUGAAAUUAAACUCACAAAACCUCUGGACUUUGAGGCAGGUGACACUCACGAACUCCGUGUGAGAGCCACAGAUGGAGGAGGCCUGUCAGCAAUGUGUAAGGUGUUAGUGGAGGUGGUGGAUGUGAAUGACAACGCCCCAGAGCUGGUGGUCAGUUCCUUCAGCAGUCCCCUCCCUGAGAACACAGUGCCCGGCACGGUGGUUGCCCUGUUUACGGUCAGGGACCGGGAUUCUGGUGCCAACGGGAAGAUCUCCUGUGCCCUGGAGGAUCAGCUCUCCUUCUCCCUGCGGCCAGCCUAUAAGAAUUACUAUGAGCUGGUGACAGUGAGCGCGCUGGACCGCGAGGAGACGCCUCAGUACAUCCUCAGUGUCACGGCAGCAGAUGCGGGCUCGCCUCCUCUCACCAGCACGCAGACCUUCACCGUGGACAUCUCGGAUGUCAAUGACAACGCGCCCGUCUUCAACCAGACCUCCUACAGCAUGUACGUGCGUGAGAACAGCGUGCCCACGGUGUUUGUGGGAGCCGUGAGCGCUGCAGACGCUGACGUGGGGCUCAAUGCCAAGGUGACCUAUUCCCUGGCCCCAGAGCAAGGGGCAGGGCGGGCCUGGUGCUCCUGCAUCUCUGUGGACUCGGAGAAGGGACACGUGUUUGUGCUGCGGCCCCUGGACUACGAGCACUUGAGGCAGACCGAGGUGACGGUCAGUGCCUCUGACGCGGGCUCUCCUCCCCUGAGAGCCAACGUCAGCGUGCGCCUGGUCGUGCUGGACGAGAACGACAACGCCCCGCUCGUGCUCUACCCAGCCCAGGACGGCAGCCCGGCCUCCAGUGAGCUGGUGCCCGUGUCGGCCGAGGCGGGCUACCUCAUCAGCAAAGUGGUGGCCGUCGAUGCCGACUCGGGGCAGAACUCCUGGCUCUCGUACCACCUGCUGAGGGCCAGCGACCCAGGGCUGUUUUCCGUGGGCCUCCAAAGCGGGGAGGUGCGUCUGAGGAGGCCGGUGACAGAGAGAGACAGCGUGAAGCAGAAGCUCGUUGUCCUGGUCAGAGACAACGGCAAGCCCCCGCUGUCAGCCACGGCAGCUCUGAGCGCUCUGCUGCUCAAGGACUUCUCAGACGUGCGCCUGCCGCACAGCAGCCCGGCCACCGAGGAUCAGGGCGGCUCCCUGACCACCUACUUGAUCAUUUCCUUGGUCUUUGUCUCACUGCUCUUCCUCAUCUCCACCGCAGUCUUGGUCGCUCGCAAGGCGUGCAGGAGGAAGGAGCUGAAGGCUGGCCCUGUGCUUUAUGCUGCCGACACCUUGCAGAGCGGCCUGGCCGAUGCAGCCGCUGCAGGGACCCUGCCCCGCGCCUAUUGCUACGAGAUCAGCCUGACCACGGGCUCGGGCAACAGCGAGUUCAAAUUCCUCAAGCCCAUCCUGCCCAGCCUGCCCCCUCAGCACUGCGCCGUGGGCCAGGGCCCGGAUGAGGAACAGGAUUUCCCCAGUGUCCCUGUGAGCACUGAGGACAUGGCCCCAGGCAAUGCUGGGGCUCUCUCUGCGGGACAGUUCAACGCUCUUUCCUUUAACUAGCCUGGGUUUUGUGGA
Molecule: messenger RNA, 4619 nt
Organism: Onychostruthus taczanowskii (white-rumped snowfinch)
Lineage: Eukaryota; Metazoa; Chordata; Aves; Passeriformes; Passeridae
Product: protocadherin beta-15-like
Exons: 2
Coding region: 126-4604 (1492 amino acids)
Biological process (GO): homophilic cell-cell adhesion
Cellular component (GO): plasma membrane
Molecular function (GO): calcium ion binding
Source: RefSeq, a predicted model, not a curated record